UCACCCCUGCAGUCACUCUUUCUUGUCCGGGGCACCUGCACUAGACCCUGGCCUGGAAGGGUGGCCUCCUAGCCUGCAGUGUCCCUGGAGUCUGCUCAGGUUCUGGAGCUGGGCAUGGGAGGCCAGCAUCCUGUCCUCCCAGGACAGCAGGAGGGCCCAGACCAGUGCCUGGCAGACUUCCCCGGAGAAGGGUCCCAGGGUGGGGAGGUCAUGAUUUCCAGAAGGGUCUGUGUCUCUGAGUGUGUAAGUGUCCGAAGGGUCCACUCGGUGUGGUCAGGUAAACAGGCAGGUUUUAGUUCAGAUGGAGGAAGCUGAGGUUUGACUCUGACUUCCUGCCAACUCCCGGGGAACGAGCCAAGCUCUGUUAUCACCUGUGCAGGGGCGACAGCCUGGUAAAGGGAGGUGGUGGCGGGAACAGGGAGGAUGCUCGGGGCUCAGUCGUCAGGGAAGGGAGAAAUUGCCCGGCGCUGGUCGGCGUCCCUGGGAUGGGCCUGCUGUGUCCCCGGGAUGGGCCCACUGUGUCCCCGCGAUGGGGCUGCUGUGUCCCCGGGAUGGGCCCGCUGUGUCCCCGGGAUGGGCCUGCUGUGUCCGUGCAGGUGGCUGUUGAGGUCAGGAUUCUGUCCUCCCAGAGCCUGGAGAAGCGGCCCCCUCCUUCCCACUGAGGACACUUCGAGGGAGCGGCUCUCAGGUCCCAAGGAAGACCCUCCUGGCCGCAGGAGACGUGCAGAUGUCGGGAAUGGACAGAAGGAUGUGUGGCUGCAGCCCUUUCAGCAGACGCCCUGGGAAAGGGAGGGCCUCCGACCUAGGGCAGGAGCACUCCCUACCCCAGACCUGCUGGGUCGCAGCAAAUGCACAGACAUCGGGAAAGGACAGAGGAAGGGCGUGUGGCUGCAGCGCUCUCUGCAGACGCCUGAGACGGGAGUGCGGUGUUUGUAUUCCCAGCACAUCGUUUCACUGUGUGCGUUGAGCUUUGCACCCUGUUACCAAAUGAGGUCACCCCGUGAAUGCUGCCACGUCAUCACAGACACUCGAUGCAAGAGGAAGCCAUCACCAUCAUCACCACCAUCACCAUCACCCCCUGUGCAGAUGGAGAGGAGGCAUAGAGAGGUGAUAGUCUGCCCUGGACUGCCAGCCAGUUGGUGGCAGAGCCACGGUUCUGAUGGAAUGAAUGUUGUCAUCCUCAGACGGCAGGGUGUGGACAAUGAAUCUUCCAGGUCUGCCCUGGGCUGUGGGUCUGGACAGCACUGCAAUGAAGAGAAGACACUCUGUGUCCUGCCUUCUGUGACUGUGGAAAUGGUGCAUCUGGCUGGGCAUCUGGCUGCCCCCUGGGAGGGGGUGACUGUGGGAAUGGUGCUGGCGUCUGGCUGCCCCCCUGGGAGGGGGUGACUGUGGGAAUGGUGCUGGCGUCUGGCUGCCCCCUGGGAGGGGGUGACUGUGGGAAUGGUGCUGGCAUCUGGCUGCCCCCCGGGAGGGGGUGACUGUGGGAAUGGUGCUGGCGUCUGGCUGCCCCCCUGGGAUGGGACCAGAAUGCCACUUCUCCCCUCACUCCUCCAGUUCACAUCCAGAGCCCCAGCAGGACCAGCAGAGCCUCUAGAGCAGGCGGCAGCUCAUGUCCUGCCUUGCUAGCUGCUCCUCUCCUGGGCAACGUUGGCUGCUUGCUGUGGCUGUCCCCAAGGUAUGUGAUCGCCUCUGAGCUGGGCUCCUGGCCUGGGCUUUCCUUCGGGGCCUGGGCAGCCGGGCUCAGCUUGGACCCAGGCAGCAGCCACAGCGGGGCCCGUGGAGGUGACAGUCGCCUCUGUGGUGAUGAACAGACGGCUGUGACACACGGGAGGUGACCACUCCUGAGUUUCCAAGCGCUGCGGUGGAGGCCAGAGCCAGCAAAGCCCCUCCCAUAUUGCAAGAGCGGGUUUGAGUUUGUCCCAGGAGGACAAAGUCGGGAGCCCAUACUGGGACACGCCUCCUCCAAAGCUCCACCUGUCCCAGGCCUCACUCCCGGCUCCCCCAGCUUGCUCCUGGCAUCCACGGUGGAGUCAGAUGUUUCCGGGCACUUUCACCUUUGUGCCUUUAAUGCACGUUGAGGACUUUAAGGAAUUGUGGAUAAAUACAGCGAUGGGCAGAGCCAGUGACCACAGGGAGCAGUGACCACAGAGGCUGCUGACCCCUGCACCCCAGGGGCAUGACUUUUCCUCCUCUGCCUGGGCUUUGGUGGGAGGGGCAGCCUCUGUGGUCUGAGAAACAAAAAUACCCAAAACCUUCUCCUAAAGUGCCUCAGGAACUCGAUGCAUAGGCCAGAUACACACACAUGCACAGACAUAUGUGUGUGCAGACACAGCCCAGGCACGCACACACAUGUGAGCACAUGCACACGCUCACAGGAGGCCCGUGGACCCCCCCAGCCCAGGGAGGAAGCUCUGGUUGCCGGUGGACAGCUGCAGCAGGGCCGCCCCCAGCCCCGCCUGCCUCCCAUUGCCCCCCGGCCCUGGCUGCACAGGCUCCCCUCAUGCUGCGGCUGGGGCCUCUGGCUUGCUACAACCCAUUGCUGGCCUGGGUCUGGGCCCUUCCCUGGCUGCCCCUGGGUUUAUAACUCAGGCCAGUGCUGGUGUGCACACAGCAUCUCCCUGGGAGGCCAGGGCUGCUCCUGAAGCUCUGUGGGCCUGCACUGGCCGGUGAGUCUGCAGUGUGGGUUAGGCUGAAUUCUUCCCCCUCCUGCGCACAGGGGGCCUGGUGCCCCAUAGCUGCCUGUAGCCCCUGAGGCCUUGCCCUCACUUCAGUGCCCAGGUUCUCGGGCUCUGGCCAUGUGGCAGGUGAAGGUGGGGUAUUGAGCCCAUUGGCAGACGUACACCAGGUGUCACACCCCUGCCAUAGGGCCUCCCAGAGCCGGCCAUCACCCCAGACCUGUGGGGACCAACGAUGGGAAGGAGAGGUGACUCUGGGCCAGGCUCACAGGGAUGCUGGCAUAGACCCUGCCCUGGUGGGUGCCUGUCCUGGGCCCUGGUUCUGCAUGAGGAACUGGGCAAUCAUGGUGGGGCUGCCAGUCCUGUUCUCAGUGGGCUCCACACUUGUCUCGUGGGAGUCACCCCCAGGUAGUCUCAGGCUCCUCUCCUUUAGGGCAGACCCACAGCGCCAUCUGGGCAUCCUGGGCUUCUGCUGGGGUCAUGAUGGUGACCUAGUGCCCUCACUGGCCAGCCCUGCUGUCAGCCAGGCUCAGACUCCACAGUCCCUCACUGACCCGGCCACCCCAGGAGGACUGCAGCCUGUCACCCACGGCAGGCAGCCUGUGGGCACCAGGGCUGGCCGCCCAUCCUGCACCCGGGGCCACAGGGCAGCACACGGGGAUGCAGGUGCCCUUCAUGCCCUGGGAGGUCAGUGUUCACCACCAGCAAAGCGCCAAGCUAAGCUGCAGGAGGUGGUCAUGCCCCAGGGGACAAUGGAGAGCUGUUCUCUGGCCGAGAGAGAGACAGAGGAGGUGUGGGCUCUGAGGCUGCCUUGGUGGAGGUGGGCAUGGCCUGCAAUGCACCAGGCCCAGCCAGUCUCAUGGCUCUGAGUGGCUCACCUCCAGCCCCUGUACCCCUGUGCUCUCAGCUCCUCCUCCAUCUCCAUCUUCCAGGCCAGGGCCUCCCAGCAGCACAGAGGCUGGGAAGUCUGGUGUACAAGCCCAGGCACAGCCCUGCCUCUACUCCCCACGCUGGCCCACAUUGAGGUCCCUGGCUGUCAGGAUGAAGCCCUGAGUGACACCGCAGCCCAUCCCGGUGACAUGCUCACCCCAGCCCCCAGGUCGCGGACCCUGGUCUUGUCCAGUCCCUGAUGUGGAGUCCUCAGUUCUCAAGAUACACCUGGAAAGUCCUGGUCACGAAGUGGGGAUGCAGAGUCCUGCAGAGCCACUGGGCUGGGCUGACCCCCAGGUGAUGGAGGGCCUGGUGGGUGCCCUCCUCCCUCAGAGCCGGGGCUGCUGCCGCCCAGGGGUGGGACCCUGGGCUCUGAGAGAGGCCCCUGAGCUGCAGCCUUGGGGGCGUGAGGCUUC
This is a messenger RNA of Callithrix jacchus (white-tufted-ear marmoset), 4021 nucleotides long. RefSeq lists its product as uncharacterized. The record is from RefSeq and is a predicted model, not a curated record. NCBI's taxonomy places the organism in Eukaryota, Metazoa, Chordata, Mammalia, Primates, Cebidae.